This is a messenger RNA of Lichtheimia ornata, 1434 nucleotides long. RefSeq lists its product as uncharacterized. The transcript is spliced from 4 exons. Gene Ontology annotation, molecular function: protein serine/threonine phosphatase activity. The record is from RefSeq and is a predicted model, not a curated record. Lineage: Eukaryota; Fungi; Mucoromycota; Mucoromycetes; Mucorales; Lichtheimiaceae. Gene Ontology annotation, biological process: protein dephosphorylation. Bases 1 to 1434 code for a protein of 477 amino acids.
AUGACUACACUCGUCAAGAUUUCCACUGCCACUGCCUUAGCUGGUGCUGGUCUCGGUUACGCCUACUAUAGUCAACAAAAGACUGAGACACCCAAACCCAAAGAGUUUCCAAAGCAUUUCGAUCCUCACCCAUUCCAACACUUGUCGCAACAAGAGAUUGAUGCACGGUUACGUAGCGGCCAGAUUAUCAACAAGAGCAACGCCAAAUGGGUCAAGGCCAUUUAUACCAAUCGGAUGGCUUCCAAUGAUCCAGUCGAAGACAACUAUAGUGUGAAUACUUUCCAGGGCAGUAAACUCCUUGCCGGCGUCUAUGAUGGACACGUUGGACCCUUUUGCUCCGAAAUGAUCAAGGAACAACUUCCAAUCUACGUUGUUAGACAACUUGAGCAAGAUAAGCCUGAACAAGGAAAGCCCACGGAGAAUGUCAUUUCAACUGCAUUCGAAGUAUUGGAUCAAGAUAUUCAACAACGCUUUUAUGAUCUUUUCCCAAAGAAUGUGGCACGCGUCACCGAGAAUGAUAUUCGAGAAGCCAUUGCGCGCAAUCCUAAUGCCAAGACCAUUAUCAACGAAGCCAUCACUGGAUCUUGCGCAUGUGCAGUGUAUAUUGACGAUGACAAUGUGUAUGCAGCUAAUGCAGGCGAUUCAAGAGUUGUUGUCAUUCGCCAGGAGAAGGAUGGAAGAUGGACUGGAAGACGUAUGGUGGAAGAACAAUCACCAGCACAUCCAGCAUGGCGUGCCCAUUUGAUAUCACAGCACCCACCCAAUGAGGCCGAUGCCAUUGUGAGACGCAAUCGUAUCUUUGGUUUGAUCGCUGUUGGAGGAUGCUUUGGCGAUAUCAUGUACAAGGUGCCAAAAGAAUAUCAAAUGAAUGUUCUUCCUUAUAUCCCCCACGAGAUUUACAGUCGAUUCGCACGUUAUCAUCAUCAAAUCAUUCGUAAUUAUUGGACACCACCCUAUUUGCAGUCGAAGCCUCUUGUUGCUCACUACAAGUUACAACCUGGUGAUCGUUUUAUCGUGCUUGGCACUGAUGGAUUAUGGGAUGAGCUUAGUUGGGAUUCUGUUCGCAGUAAAAACGGUGACCAAGUAGCGGCUGAAUUAAUGAGCACAUGGCCUGACAAGGAGGAUCCAAAUGCUGCCACCCAUUUGAUGCGGCAAGCCCUUUUAUAUGAAGCCGUGUACAAGAAUGUCGGCGUCAAGGAACCCGUGACCGAUUCAGUACUUGAGUUAUCGAAGCGACUCACUCGCCAACCUUCAAGAAGAUAUCGUGACGACAUUACCAUCACUGUAAUCGAAUUGGAUAGCCAUGGUGUACAUGAAGUGAAGGAAAAUGCAGGCCCUGUGUUUGAACCAAAGGAGGUUGAUACUUCAAAACCAAGACUUGCAGAGCCUAAAAAAUCAAGCUGGUAUUCUGGAUGGAUAUGGUCACGUCUAUAA